CCCCCCUGGCCCUAUCGAAACCACUGCACUGUACUAUACAGCAAAUCUGAGUAUACAUGGCAUGCAGUGAGAGCACAAGAAAUCUGUGGAGGCUGAGGUUGAACUGGUUUAUAGUGUUAUUGCUGUCACCUGUUCUGUACUCUUUCAGCUACGUUGGAGUUCUGUCAUCUUUUCACAGAUUUGUGACUGAUCCUAGAAAUGAAACAGUGGAGAAUAAUAAAACGGUUGAGGGUGGCUUAGGUGAAUCAGAAUUGUUUUAUUCUCUUGCAAUAGCAGCACAAAACUUUGGGUCAGUACUAGGAAGUCUUUCAAGCGGUAUUCUUGUGCGAUAUGUACCCGUCUUAUACUUGUUUUCCAAUGCUGUCUGUCUGCACAUUGUCGGCUAUGUGUUGUAUGGACUUUCUACUCGAGGUUGGAUGCUGAUUAUUGCCGAGUUGCUGGCAGGAUUUUAUCUUGGAGCUCAAGGAACGCUGAGUUAUAGUUAUGUCACAGAGACCUGUGUGACUUAUGAGGAAUUGUUGAGCAAAAGGGAAGGUAAUAUCGAAAUUGACAAGAGUCGUGAAAUUAGACUUCGAAAUUUACUCUUCACACUCAAAACUGUUGGAAAUAGCCUUGGCUCAUUUAUUGGAGCAGGCACAGCGAUUGUACUGGCAUACCUCCCUGUGGAUCAGUACCGUACUAUUGCCUGGGUGAAUGUUGGAAGUGGUAGCUUGCUUCUUUUCUCUUUCAUACUCUUAUUUCAUGGAGAGUACAGCUGGAAGAAGAUACAUAGAUGUAAGCAACUCUGCAAAUGCUCUAGUAACGUCAGAUCACAGAGACCUGGACCUCUACAAAUAUUCAUUAUUAUGAGCGUAUUUCUACUGGCCUUUAUUGAUGUUUUCAAGUGGGGCUUCUUUGAAACUUUGAUGAAUCCAAUCCUCAGUGACUCGUUUGGCUUUACUUUAGCUGAAUCGGCAUACUUCUAUUUGGGAUUCAGUGUUGCUCGGAUUUUAGGUGCUAUUUUAACGACUGUUCUGCAAAGACUAAAGAUGAAACCACAGGCUAUUGGAAUUGUUGCUAUUUUAGCAGUAAUUUCUGGUUACCUGGUGAUUUCUGACUGGCAAGCAAUCCCUUAUGACCCAUGUACAGAAUGCAGUCCGUAUCAUCACGAUCUCUUAAGAAAUAUGAGUUCUUGCCUAAAUAUUACAGACAGUGAUGAGCAGGUAUAUAGUGAUGAAACAGACUUUUUAAAACCCAUAGAGGGGUUCAGAAUGACAAGCACUUUGUUUUCACACUCUAAUUUGAAACGAGCCAUAGCUGAUAUCCAGAUACCCAGUGUGUAUACUAACUUUAGCUGUCAACUGUGCAAUGUCUGUAAUGGAACACAUCCUCAUGGACUGCCUUGUUCGUACCACUUAAUAGAUGAUCAUGGAAAAUUAAAUUAUACUUUAUCUGUUCCUGAAGGAGUAUCAUUUGUUGAGACUUUCCUUUGUCAGCAAAAUUUAUCAUCAAUUAUUGAUGAAUUUUGUGUAAAUAUCUACAAAAGCCAAUCGUCAUCUCCGUCACAAAACUUUUUUGUUAUCCGUGAAGACGACUACUCUUCAGCUAGUAAUGCGUGUAUGGAUGCUAGUUUGCCACACCAUCACUGCCAUUGGAUUCCCUUCUCACAAAUUGCCAACAAAAAGUGUGAGGAUUGUCCACCAAUCUGCCGUAGCAUUGAACAAACACUUAGUUUCCCUCAGUUUAUAGUGGGAAUGACACUGUUAGUUGCAACCAAUCCCCUGAUUUGGUUUCCUAUGAUGGCAAUCAUUUCCAACCAAACUCCACUAGAAAUGCAGGGAAUGCUGAUUGGUAUUUUCUUCACUGUGAGCACAACAGCACAAAGCAUAUGCCCUAUUAUUCUGGAUGCGAUGUAUGAAGGAUUCAAAAAGAGAACAUUUGUUGCAGCCGCUUUGUUGGCCACUCUCCAUCUACCAUUUUUAGUUGAGAUAAUAGUGUUGUACAAAAAACUUGGGCCAAGGUAUGCCGGCAAUGAACCUCGGUACACCAAACUCUUGAUCAAUGCUGACACAAAUGAUUAGUCACUCAUUUUAUGUACUGCAUUGUGGCUUUUUGCAUGAUUGAAUCUGUUGAUCGUUUUUGUUAUAUUAAAAAAUUAUGUGUUAGCACUAAUUAGUGUUACGGAACAAUUUUGGUCGCGUCACAUGGUUUCUUUACAUGCAUUGUUUACUGCAAUAAUGAUCUAUCCGUUGUUGUG
Messenger RNA from Halichondria panicea, 2236 nucleotides. RefSeq lists its product as uncharacterized. The coding region runs from base 57 to 2060 and encodes 667 amino acids. The record is from RefSeq and is a predicted model, not a curated record. The transcript has 7 exons. Lineage: Eukaryota; Metazoa; Porifera; Demospongiae; Suberitida; Halichondriidae.